AUGUCUGAGCGGACACCUGAAAACAUGAAGAAUCUGGCGUGGGUCGCGGUAUUUCUUCGAAAGAUCGAAUAUUUUGAAGGCAUCCUUUUCCUCACGACAAACCAAAUCCACAUGAUAGAUCCAGCUUUCAUAUCCCGGGUCAACCUUGGAGUAAAAUUCCCAAAACUCGACGAAGAAACGCGUUUCCGGAUUUGGGAAAAGAUACUUAGUGAUCCUGAGGUUUCCGAGGCGGCUUCUCAGCUACUAGAGCAGAGGUCGACGUUGAGGAAAUGGGCGGGAAAACCCCUGAAUGGCCGGCAGAGUAGGAACGUGGUCUAUUCUGCGCGACUCCUGACAGAGCCACAUGGAUCAAAGAUCACUCGGGAAAAUAUUGAGGACGGUAUACAAGAUGCCACCGGAUUCAUGGAUAUGAUAGAAGAAGAGAUGAAAGAAACAGAGAUGAACUAUAUGUCCCAUUGGACCUGA
This is a messenger RNA of Hypoxylon trugodes, 465 nucleotides long. RefSeq lists its product as uncharacterized. The record is from RefSeq and is a predicted model, not a curated record. The transcript has 3 exons. Lineage: Eukaryota; Fungi; Ascomycota; Sordariomycetes; Xylariales; Hypoxylaceae. The coding region runs from base 1 to 465 and encodes 154 amino acids.